AAAAGGAUACCCUAAUCUAAAGCAAAAUCUGUUCGGUGCCAUCUCUGGAGGGUCACACUUCUCUCUUCGACAGCCAUGAAUCAUCUCCUUCUCUCCUUGAUUCUCUCAUUCCAUGGCUAAGAAUCAUCUCCUUCUCUUUUCAAUUCUCUCGGAUUCCACUGAAGCUCGAGAAAACCGAUUCCAAAUCGAGAUAGAAGCUUGUUGAACUCAAUAUUCUUGACGAGGAUACUCGAAUCGAGAUAGAAGGUUUCAGGACUGGAACAUACUUGCGGCUGGAGAUGCACAAUGUUACUUAUGAGAUGGUCGACUUCUUUGAUUCGUGUCAUCCAAUUCUUAUUGGAGGUAUUGGUUACAGAAGGGAUAAUGCUGGAUAUAUGCAGGCACGGUUGAAGAAACAUAGGUGGCACAAGAAAGUACCGAAAACAACAGAUCCCAUUAUUGUGUCUAUUGGAUGGAGACGUUAUCAGACUAUUCAUGGUCCUCUUGUCCCACUCAACACAGGCUUUGUCGCUUUCCAAAACCUGUCAAGCAAUCAGGCAUGGUUUAGGAUAACAGCGACAUCUGUAGUACUAGAGUAUAAUCACCAAGCCCGUAUCGCAAAGAAAAUCAAGCUGAUUCGGCACCCAUGCAAGAUCAAGAAAAAAACUGCAUUCAUCAAGGACAUGUUCACUUCUGACCUUAAAAUAGCUCGAUUUGAAGGUUCAUAUGUCCGUACAGUUAGUGGCAUUAGAGGACAAGUUAAAAAAGCCAAUCUUAAGGAAGACGAAGAAGUUCAAUCCAUUGGUGAUACCAAAGAAACUACAAGAAUAACUACCCAGUUGAAGCUGAUGCAUAAAGUCAAGUUGGUGACAACCAUAUGCUACGAAAACAUAAAGCUGAUGGGUCGAAAAGGAUUCAGUCUCUACCUUCGAUAUACCAAGAGAAUUCAUGCUUCAGUUGGUGAACAGCUGAUCAAAAAGUAUGAACACAAGUUACAUGAGGGAGAUGCGAUUGUACUUCAAUUGUUCAAAGUGUACAAUGAUAUUGGUGACUACUGUACAACCACACAUCCGUACAAAAUUGGCUUCUUUCCAACAACUUUUGUUGGCAAAGCUGAUGAGUUUCCAAGUGAAGUUCCCGAAAAGUAUUCUGCGGACUACGAUGAUAUCCUUGGUGGAAAGCUUGAUAACAGAUGUUUGGUUGAUGUUAUUGGCCAAAUAGUUAACUUCAGUUCUCUAGAAAACAAAAUGAUAAAAGGAAAAGAUAACAUGAGGCUCUUGAUUGAGUUGUGUGACCAAAAGUAA
Molecule: messenger RNA, 1283 nt
Organism: Eruca vesicaria subsp. sativa (arugula)
Lineage: Eukaryota; Viridiplantae; Streptophyta; Magnoliopsida; Brassicales; Brassicaceae
Source: the annotation of a GenBank genome assembly